Messenger RNA from Racocetra persica, 312 nucleotides. NCBI's taxonomy places the organism in Eukaryota, Fungi, Glomeromycota, Glomeromycetes, Diversisporales, Gigasporaceae. The record is from the annotation of a GenBank genome assembly.
CUACUCCCGGUACUGAGUGUGAGCUACUCCCAGGAGCUGCUCCCGGCACUGAGUGUGAGCUGCUCCCGGGAGCUGCUUCCGGUACUGAGUGUGAGCUACUCCUGUGUGAGCUGCUCCCAGGAGCUGCUCCCGGUACUGAGUGUGAGCUACUCCCAGGAGCUACUCCCGGUACUGAGUCUGCUCCCGGUACUGAGUGUGAGCUACUCCCAGAAGCUACUCCCGGUACUGAGUCUGCUCCCGGUACUGAGUGUGAGCUACUCCCAGGAGCUGCUCCCGUUACUGUGUAUGAGCUACUCCCAGGAGCUGCUCACG